AUGCUGGUCACAGUGGUGCUGGUAAUACUGAUGCUACUUGCGCUGGUGCUGGUCAAGGUGCCAGUGGUCUGGCUGACGCUGGUACUCACACUGGACGUGGAGGUCUCGGACGACGUACUUACAGACGUGCUGGAUGUAUCUGAUUUGGUUGACACUGUCACAGUAGCGGUCUGGCUGACGCUGGUACUCACACUGGAUGUGGAGGUCUCGGACGACGUACUUACAGACGUGCUGGAUGUAUCUGAUUUGGUUGACACUGUCACAGUAGCGGUCUGGCUGACGCUGGUACUCACACUGGACGUGGAGGUCUCGGACGACGUACUUACAGACGUGCUGGAUGUAUCUGACUUGGUUGACACUGUCACACUAGCGCGGUACAAGAAGUGCUGGAAUCGGAUAACGUAG
Messenger RNA from Prorocentrum cordatum, 405 nucleotides. Lineage: Eukaryota; Dinophyceae; Prorocentrales; Prorocentraceae. The record is from the annotation of a GenBank genome assembly.